GCUCUCCUCGCUGAAUUAAAUCAUCUGACGCGCGCUGUCUCCCCGUUCUCGGGUGGAAUGAGCCGCUCGAGCCGGUUGCCCGAGCAUCAUCAUCAUCAGCAGCAGCAGCAGCAGCGGGACUGAAGCAGGUUGUUUGAGGACUGAAUGUCGUACUGACUUCUGAGGGGACUCGCAGCCGAGACGGGGGACGAGGACAGAGAGGCUGUUAGGAUGGCUUCAAACUUCAACGAUAUAGUGAAGCAGGGCUACGUGAGGAUUCGGAGUAAGAAACUGGGGAUUUUCAGAAGAUGCUGGCUUGUAUUCAAGAAGGCGUCCAGUAAGGGACCACGGCGAUUAGAGAAAUAUCCAGAUGAAAAAGCCGCUUACUUCAGAAGCUUUCACAAGAUUACUGAGCUCCACAACAUUAAGAAUGUUACUCGAAUGCCACGAGAGACCAAGAAACACGCAGUGGCAAUUAUUUUCUGCGAUGAGACGUCAAAGACAUUUUCCUGUGAGUCAGAGCUGGAGGCUGAGGAGUGGUGGAAGUUAUUGUGUUUGGAGUGUCUGGGCAGCAGACUUAAUGACAUCAGCCUGGGAGAACCGGACUUGUUAGCAGCAGGGGUGCAGAGGGAACAGAACGAAAGAUUUAACGUUUACUUGAUGCCGACCCCAAACCUGGACAUCUACGGGGAGUGCACAAUGCAGAUCACCCACGAGAACAUCUACCUUUGGGACAUCCAUAAUGCCAGAGUCAAGCUGGUCAUGUGGCCGCUCAACUCCCUGAGGAGAUACGGCAGAGACUCGACCUGGUUCACAUUUGAGUCCGGGAGGAUGUGUGAUACAGGGGAAGGUUUGUUCACAUUCCAGACAAGAGAAGGCGAGAUGAUCUAUCAGAGAGUUCACUCUGCCACGCUGUCCAUUGCUGAGCAACAUGAACGCAUGAUGAUGGAGAUGGAGAAGAGCUCACAGACUCUUUCAAACGAGAGCACAUUAACAAAGUCGAUAUCUCUCCCGCGAAGCGCUUACUGGCACCACAUCACGCGUCAGAACAGCGUGGGAGACAUUUGCAAUUACCAAGAGCUCACUGCCAGCUCAGAUCAUCUGUGGCACGGUAGCCUGACUGCAAUUUCCUAAGGUGAUGGAAACACACGUGGAUGGUGCCUGUUGGCAGGUCGCUGGGGCCACAGAGGCAUAACAUGUUUACCAAGCAUGCAGGACAAAUGGCGCUCCGACUGCCCUUGGGUUCAUACAGGCUCCCUCAAAUCCGCUUACAUCAAAAGUGUGACAUCUGGAUGAGAGGACACUUUCUGUGCCGCCUGAAUCAUGUACCAGAGCAGUUCUGCCACAUUCAACCCUCCUCCAACACACCUGCCUGGAAUUUUCAGGAAAACACAAUGGUGAUCGGACAUUCGGGAUGAGGAGGGUUGGAAAUAAACUCCAUUUGAUCUUCACCUAGUUCACACAAUUACAGAUACAGACACUUUAGGCUCAAGUCAUAUUGGUGAUUUUUUAAUGAUUGCUAAGCAAAGCAUUAUGUGUGGACAAGUAAGGUCAAGGUCUCCAAAAUUAAAUAUACAUAAAAUCAAUACCUGAAUCACUCAGAUAUCUGCAUUGAAACAUAAAUAAACAUAUCCACUAAAUAUCAUCUUAUCUACUUUACAAACUCUUAGUAGUCAGUACUGCAUUACAGUAAGUUAUAUACACAAACCAAUGUUCUAGUACAAAUAGUAAAGCAAAUGUUUCUCCAUACCUGUACAAACGAAAUGUAUGCCACUCUCAUACAUCUUUUUUUGCACUAUGAAUUUGCACAAAGCAUAGUGUGAUUGACUGCUUAUAUUAAACACUGAAUAUAUAUAUAUACAGUACUGUAUAGUGGUUGGAAAGUACUGCAGAUACUUCAGCAGUAAAUAUUGGGACACAGUACAUUGUCACAAAAUUGACACUUACAGACCCCAUUUGCUUCUGAAUUUACUGCAAUUCUUAUUUUUAGACUGUAAAGUUGUGAUGAAACGUAAGUAGUGGCAGAUCUUUUCUUCCAUAUUAACGUAUAUAUGUUUGAUGAGUUGUUGGAGUCAACUGUAAAAAAAUAAAUAAAUAAAAUAAUGAAUAAAAUGAAAAUGACAAGGCUUUGAUCAUAAAACAAAGCAUUUAAAUAUCAUUGUAAGACAUUAUUGGGAGAUAUAGAGAUACAGAGUGAAAACUGAUAUUUAUAUGCAAGUAGUCUGCUAUACUGUUAUAUCUCAUUGAUUUAAAUACAAGCUAUCAGUACAUGUAUAUCAUCUAACCUUUUUGGCCAUAUAAAUAUAAACAUAUUAUUGCUCAGUUUCGACCUCUGAAUAAAAUGUAGUGCAAUUCUGUAUAAUUUUUUUUUCUUGCGUGUGAGCUCUAUAAGCCAUGAAAGCCUCAUAUAUAGAACAUGAUACUCCAGGAAAAUUAAAUAAUGUAGACUCUAAUAAAUAAAAAUACAUAAAGGUUCAAAAAAAAAUUUCAUUAAAAAAAUAAUAAAAAUAAACAAAAACAGACUAAUUUUUAUGUCAGGCUUUACAUGAUUGAUUGGAGUAAUCUAGCAUAAGUCUGUCGUUUCACUGUAAGUUUGACGUUUUGAUUGAACAUUAUGAGGUUAAAAAAUAAAUAAAUAUAAAAUGUAUCCAUGGAUGAAUUGUUCACAAUAAUAUCUAUAACAUUCAUUUACAAAAUAGAUGAAAUGAGACUGGUCAAUUGAAAAAGAGCGGUCUCAUUUUAUUUCAUUAUUAUUAUUUUAUUUCAUUAUUACUAUUAUUUAUUUUUUGCAGGACAUUGUGUAUCUGAAAAGCACAAAUACACUGGAAAUAGUAUGCAGUUUUAGCAUACUAUUCUCAAAAAAAAAAAAAAAAAAAAAAAAAAAAACUAUGAUUUGGGACGCACUGAUUAUUAUUUAGGACGGAUAGUAUGCGAAUUGGGGACAGAGAGCUGGCAGGACUUGGCCCUCUUGUUUUGCUCAAAAAUGCAUUGGUUUUCCCACCCACCUGUAACAAGUACAAUCUUCAAUGCAAUACCUGUACGUUUCUCAGAAGCGGCUCACUUGGAUUGUAAAUCAGGUCUGUGUCAUUGGUCGUGAUCUUGUGUUUAUUUGAGUCAGUGCUCUAUACAUGCUAGGAUUGUUAAGAAACACUUGGAGAACAGGUAUCCUCGUCUCACCCUUGAUAUUCUACUCCUCCUCAUCCAUAAUUGAUCACACAGUCACCUCUAGAAAAUCGAGUUAAGCCAUCUUCCUCUCCUGCGAGCGUGCCAAACACUGAUAGGUGGAGAGCUGCCAAGAUCUUUUUUCCCGUCUUGUUUGAGGAACACUGCGAUAUUAAUGCACAAAGGCGAUCAAUGCUGCAUUCAAAAGCACAAGUUAAUCAAUGCACAGAAAUGUGUUUUGCCGUACAGUUCUUAUUAUCUUUACUCGAA
Cyprinus carpio (common carp) is the source of this 3411-nucleotide messenger RNA. RefSeq names its product docking protein 6. Lineage: Eukaryota; Metazoa; Chordata; Actinopteri; Cypriniformes; Cyprinidae. The transcript is spliced from 8 exons. The record is from RefSeq and is a predicted model, not a curated record. Gene Ontology annotation, cellular component: cytoplasm. Gene Ontology annotation, biological process: positive regulation of MAPK cascade; cell surface receptor protein tyrosine kinase signaling pathway. The coding region runs from base 211 to 1113 and encodes 300 amino acids.